CCGCCCCGGAAGAAGAUGCUCGCUCCUCCUCCUCCGAGGCCAAGGCGAGCUCCUAGCUCGGGGCUCCCAACAGGACUAGUGAGGCUUCGCCGACCGCCAGCGAAGGGCCGGGCGCGCCGCACGCAGAGGCAGCCACCAGCCACACUUCACGGCUCGCUCACGCCACACACACUUGGGCGGACACGGCAGCGGCGCGACUUCGGCCACGCUCACAACUACACAAAAGAACACAAAGCUCCCUGGGCAGUGAGCGGACGGAAGCCCGACAGGGGGGGUUGUCGCCGUGCAGUGGUCCUCACUGAGCGGCUCGAGGCAAGCAAGAGGAGUGCAUCCCCAGCGACCGACGACCAUGCCGGCCCCGUGGUGCUGAGAAGAGCCGACGAAGCGCAUGUCGUCGCCGCGGGCAGCAGAGAUGGUGUCCUCGGGUCUAGCCCAAAGAUUGCUGCUGCUAUCAUCGCUCGCACUGUGCUUCUAUAGCGCACUGUCUUCUAAUUACCCGGUAAGUC
Dermacentor silvarum is the source of this 506-nucleotide messenger RNA. RefSeq lists its product as uncharacterized. The record is from RefSeq and is a predicted model, not a curated record. The coding region runs from base 16 to 477 and encodes 153 amino acids. Lineage: Eukaryota; Metazoa; Arthropoda; Arachnida; Ixodida; Ixodidae. The transcript is spliced from 2 exons.